Molecule: messenger RNA, 3866 nt
Organism: Chinchilla lanigera (long-tailed chinchilla)
Lineage: Eukaryota; Metazoa; Chordata; Mammalia; Rodentia; Chinchillidae
Product: natural cytotoxicity triggering receptor 3 ligand 1-like
Exons: 4
Coding region: 2333-3604 (423 amino acids)
Biological process (GO): cell surface receptor signaling pathway; negative regulation of T cell proliferation; cellular response to lipopolysaccharide
Cellular component (GO): external side of plasma membrane
Source: RefSeq, a predicted model, not a curated record
GGAGGGGGAGGGGAAGGGGAAGGAGAAGAAAAGAAAAAACAAAGAUGCAGAUUCUGGCCCAGGAGGUCAUGGCCAGAAGGGAUGAAGCAAGCCUGGGGUCUCCUCUUGCCUUAUUGAACCCCUCUCCCCUCUAUCCCUUACUAUAAAAACCCUUUACACCAGGACACAAUGAGAUGGUGAUUUGAAGCAAAGGAGUCCCCUUCCUCUCCUCUGAGCAAGAUUUAAGUAGACCUUUCUUCCCCCACCAAAAUAAGUGGCCUUAGGUUUGGUCAGCAGCGGGGAGACCUGAGCAUAGGGACCUACACGGCUGAAACAGGCAGGGAUGCCACAUUUUCCCACAGGAAGCUCAAAGGCUGAAGUACAUGCAAAGGGAUGUUUGAACUCACCAUUUAAUAACUAGAAGGCUAGAAAUUAAAUCAACAAUGAGAAAUUCUUUAACACUUAUUAGACAGGCCCAAAUAGGCUUCUGAUGGAGUUGAUAGCUUGUGGGGGGAGUAGGGGAGGGGGGGUGAGACUCCAGGAAGCCAUGUGGGUGCCAGUGUGUGGGGUGCUGGGAGCCAGAUGUGGAUGCUCACCUUGGAGAAGCUGCUGGCAAUGGGCCAGCUGUCUGCACAGCCAUGUGGAAGGAUCUGAAAGCAUAGUGCCAAGAAGGGAAAUAAUGUGACCUGUCUACCAUCUCUCCAAAGCCACAUGUGUACUGUAUGCAUACAUAUAUGCCAUUUCCAUAAACGUGGGAAGCAAAACAUGGCAGUGUUACAGAAGACAAAUUUGUAGACGUUAAAGGACUUAGACUGGCCACCUGAUGGGGGAAGACAAUGGGAAUAAAAAAAGAUGAGUGGUAUUUCUAUACAUUUAUAGUAAACAAUCUGAAAAUAAAGUUGAGCAAAAUUCCCUUAUAGUAACUUCAAAAAGAAUAAAUUGUUUAUGAACAAAUUUAACAAAAGAAACAGAGAACAUGUAUAGUUAUGCAACUCAUAAGGAUGUUUUGGUCAGUGAUGAGUUGCAUAUAAGAUUGUGCCCCAUAAGAUUAUAAUAGAAGGGGCUGGGGAUUUAGCUCAGCGGCCCAGCGCCUGUCUGGCAAGCGCGAGGUUGUGAGUUCGAUUCCCGGUACUGGAAAAAAACCAAAAAAAAAAAAAAAUUAGUAAAAAGAUUAUAAUAGAGAUUGCUGGGUACUGGUUCUCCCUGUCAUUCCAGCACUAAGGGUGCUGAGGCAGGAGGAUUGAUGUGAGUCUGGGGACUACACAGUGAGUUCAUGGCCAGCCUGAACACACACACAAAAGAUUCCCUUUACCUGGUGACAAAGUUGCUGUAAACUUGUAAUGCAGCACACUUUCGUGUGUUUGUGCUUGUAUGGCUAUAAACAAAACUACUGUGCAGCUAUCUGUGUGAAAGUACAGCACGUGCAAUUAUGUAUAGAUGUAACAGUGAGAAUGACACUGAUUUAUGAAUUUUCUAUUGUAUGCUUUUUAUAUCGUUUCAGAAUACACUUUUUGUACAUUAUUUUUUAAAAAGAUGUCCCAUAAAAAGUGAUGCAGGAAGUAGCUUUGUGAGCUUGUGUCCCAUGUCUCUAGAUCUCAUUAAGAAGCCACAGUGAGUGGUUGAUUCACCCAUUCAGGUUUGUGUGAAGUUCACUCAGUGAUGCUCACUCAGUGAGGAAACUGGCUCAUGACAGUUCUCGUGUCCCUGUGGGUUAGGGACCCAUGACGGUGCCCUGCAACCUAUAAAACAGUGUCCAAGGAAAUUUAAGAAGAUCUAAAUAAAUGCAUAGAAAAUUCAUCCUCUCUUCCUUCUGUCAGGCUGGCAUAGCAAAUGCCACAGAUUGGGUAGCUUCAGUGGAUUUGUUUCUCACCAUUGAGGAGGGUUGGACACCUGAGAGGUCCUGGCUGAUGGAGUCUCUGAUGAGGGCCCCAUUCCUGGUUUGCAGGACGCCUCUUGCUGUGUCUUUACAGGGCAGAAUGCGAGACUUUCUACCUCUCCUGUCAUAAGGGCACUAAUCCCUUUCAGCAGGCUUUACCCUUAGUCCUAAUCACUUCCCAGAGGCCCUGCUCCAAACACCAUCACAUUGGGAAGUAGGGCUCAAUAGAUACAUUUUGGGAGGACAAAAUCAUUGAGUCCAUAACGCAUGCCACAAACACGUUCAUGGGUGAAAUUGGUGACAUCGUGAAGAUGGCAGUAUCCCAAAUGAAUCAACAGAUUCCGUGCCAUUCCUAUCAGACUCUCAGCUGGUCACCUAGUAGAAAUUGAUAAGCUGAUUCUGAAAUUCAAGUGGCAUUGCAAAGGACCACAACAGCCAAAAUAAUCUUGAAAAAAGAACAAAGAGGGAUCUUGGUGGAUGAAGGAGGGCCGUGAUAUGACAGCCUGUGUCCUGAGUCCUCUCACACUUACCCCAAAAGGAAUUUAUUACGUGGUCGUGUUUGAGACACCAAGGAUCCCCAUAACCGAGUGUGUUACUGUUACAGGUUUCAUGCAAGUGGUGGUGCAAGGAGGGAUGCAGACAGUAUGCCUGAAUGACAAUGUCACCAUCUCCUGCGAAGUUCCUGGCUUCCCAAUGCUGGACCCCAGUUCUGUGGGCAUUAGGUGGUAUCAGAAGGAUCCAGCAUCUGAAGCAGAGAACAAGGUGCUGGAGUUAUAUGGUGAUAGUACAAACAUUAUGCGAACUGGGGCCAAGGUGUCUCCAGAAAGGCUGCAGUGGGGCGACGCCUCACUGCAACUGCCUGGGGUCCAGCUGCAGGAUGCAGGAAAGUACCUGUGCCAGGUGGUGGUCCCCCCUCAGUUGGCAGAAGCAACAGUCUCACUGGAAGUUCUGGCUAUGCCAACCAGCAGAGUGUUUUUGGAGCAAACCAUGGAGAAAGAUAAAGACACAUACCUUGUGUGUCAGUCCAGUGGGUUCUACCCAGGAGCCAUUAACAUAACAUGGGAGAAGUUGCCCCAGAAGUUUCCCCAGUACCAAAGGAUUUCCACAGACAUCUGCACUGGUCUCAUCCUCAAGAAUGAGGAUGGUACGUAUAGCAUCACCAGCUACUUGAAACUCAAUGCCUCCCUGGAAGACAAUGGAACCAUCUACUCUUGUGUGGUGUCGCACACAUCCUUGCACACCUUCCAGAGGGUGAACUACACACUGCUUGUGACAGAGGCUAAGAAGAUAGAUCGCUCCCGGAUCUUUAUUGUUCCUUCUAUUGGACUGAUUUUAAUAGUGAUUUUCUGUUAUUGUGUUUGUACAAGGUGCUCUUCCUAUAAACAAAUACCGAAGAAUGACAUUGAAACAGUGUUGGGAGUGGACAUGGAAGCUACUCUUGAGGCCAAAAGACCCUCUGAGAUAGGCCACCCUGGGACUCAGAGGAGCCAGCGGGAGUCAGUGCCUCUAUGGAACAAAGAUCCCAAGCGUCGAGCAGUCUCCCAAAUUCAGCGGGUUAUGGAGCAUUUGUCACAUUCACAGCAAGACAGAGGGGAGCUCACCCAUGGCGUAAACUGGAAGCUGGAUGCAGCACGGAUGGUGCAGAAUCUUUGUUCUACCCAGCCACCAUGCCAAGAGAACACAGGCAUCCUCAUGGGUAGGACUGGAACUCUCCAGGAUCUGGAGGCCGAGCACUGGAACUCACCAUGACCCAGGGACCAGUACAGCUGGGAAACCAAGAGGUGCAUUCUGGACAGGCAGAGUGACAGUCACAGAUAGUUGGAGAGCCCGAGCAACAGCUCUGCAAAGAGCAGUACCUGGGACAGAGGCAAAAGCAUCCAGCCAGGAGGCUGAGCCAAAGAACAGCUGGAGGCUUCACUGUUCAUGCCAUGGGGACUUUAGAACAAGUAACAUGUGCUAAUCUUAAGGUUUACAAACAUAAUUUUAUGAUAAAAAUAUAUUCUUGAAAGGG